AUGGCAGUACCAAACGCCGACGAUUGUCACGUUGACGAUGAAACAAAUGAGCCUGGAGCAGCACCUUACGGAAAUUUUAUAAACUAUUACACGUUCAACCCUCCGGAGAAUCGUUUGAAUCUCAUACCGAAUACCCUACUUCAGGAUAUGGGGUACAACACUGAGAGCGGCGAUACUAUAUUGGUGCUUGACGUUGGCUGUAACUCGGGGGAUUUAAGUGUAGCACUGUACAAGCAUCUUCAAGGGAACCACUUCAGUGGCGGUACGGCAGGGAGAGAACUUCACCUCCUGGGGUUCGACCUGGAUGAUGACCUUAUCUUACGAGCAGAGCAAUCUAACCCUUUCCCGAAUAAUAUUUCCUUCAUUCCUCUUGACAUUACCCAAGAUGUGAAAUGUCGGACGCAGCUAGAGAGUUAUCUGGCUAGGUUUGGGCGAUCUCGCUUUCACCUGUGUGUGUGUCUGGCGGUCACCAUGUGGGUCCACCUAAACCAUGGUGACGCGGCCCUGUUGGAAGUACUCUUUCGCCUGGCCUCGAUCUGCGAUCACCUGCUGCUGGAGGCUCAGCCCUGGAAAUGUUACCGCUCAGCUGCCCGUCGUUUGCGCAAAUUGGGCCGCAACGACUUUGAUCAUUUCAGGACACUGGAGAUUCGCGGGGACAUGGCAGAACAUGCCAGAGAGCAUCUAGAGAAGCGCUGUGGCAUGGAGCUAGUGCGCAGCUUCGGUAACACGACCUGGGACCGUAGGCUGCUGCUCUUCAGGAGGCGUGAAGGGAGACAAGGAGAGCUGUGAUACGUUUUAACACAAAUUAGACCUAUUACAAUAUGAUUUGUUGCUGCGGACAAAAUACAAGGUGUUUACGUUCUCUUUUGUUCGGAUGCCAAUGGACAUGUUCAUGAAGCCAGAGAAGACGGAGCAGAAUUGAAGUUUAGUUUUAACCACUUGCAUAUGGUUAUUUGUAUUAAUUGUAAUUGAGUAUUGCCCGGUGGUUUCUUUUUUCCUCGAGGCCAUCAGAUUACCGCAAGGAGAUGAUUUUUUAAAGAUAGCAGUCAGUGACAGCAAUCAGUAAUGGAGACAUAUGAAUGUGAUGUUACUUUCUUAACGCAAGGUGGUGGUGGUGUGCAUUGGUAUGUAGUGUUGUGGGAGGGUGAUUUGGGCCAUAUAGCAGGGACCCCUGUUUUUUUCUUAAAAUUAAUUAUAAUAAAACCAGUGAGUGAAAAUCUUUAGAAAUUUAAACUUGCAAAAUGAAUUUCCUGAGUUACUUUGACCCUCAUGCAAGCUAAUAUUAUGCAUGUAAAGUCAAAAAUGUAAAGUCAAUCUCACUUUUCAUCUUGAAAUAUGAGGAACACCCAUUACUAUCCACACCCACCAUAACAUUCAUGAAUCAAGUGGAAUUACCAUGCCUUGAAAA
Messenger RNA from Megalops cyprinoides (Indo-Pacific tarpon), 1408 nucleotides. Its product is annotated as pre-miRNA 5'-monophosphate methyltransferase. The transcript has 2 exons. The coding region runs from base 1 to 789 and encodes 262 amino acids. The record is from RefSeq and is a predicted model, not a curated record. Gene Ontology annotation, biological process: negative regulation of pre-miRNA processing; miRNA metabolic process. NCBI's taxonomy places the organism in Eukaryota, Metazoa, Chordata, Actinopteri, Elopiformes, Megalopidae. Gene Ontology annotation, molecular function: O-methyltransferase activity; RNA methyltransferase activity. Gene Ontology annotation, cellular component: cytoplasm.